This is a messenger RNA of Nipponia nippon (crested ibis), 2399 nucleotides long. RefSeq names its product Rho guanine nucleotide exchange factor 33 (gene ARHGEF33). The record is from RefSeq and is a predicted model, not a curated record. Gene Ontology annotation, molecular function: guanyl-nucleotide exchange factor activity. NCBI's taxonomy places the organism in Eukaryota, Metazoa, Chordata, Aves, Pelecaniformes, Threskiornithidae.
AUGUUAGGCCGAAUUUCUGUUGUAAAGUUGCAGGCAUUAGCCUCUGAGUUGAAAGCGGGUUUCACAGAAGCGAUGCAGGAGCUGUCGCGAAUCCAGCAUGGCGAGUACGCCCUGGAGGAGAAGGUCAAGAGCUGCCGCUGUGCCAUGGAAGAGAAAGUGGCCGAGAUGAAGAAUUCCCUCAACACGUUCAAGGAGGAGCUCAGCGAUGCAAAGUCAAUGAUUGAAGAAAUCAGUGCCAAGCAGGAGGAAAUGCAACAGAAAAUUGAGCAGCUGCAGCAAGAGAAGCGGCGGGAAUCACGGAAAGUGAAAGCUAAAAGAGCACAGAAGGAUGAUCAUGGGUCACAGACAGUGCCUACACCUCUCCAGGGCAGCCCAUUUCGAUCCAUUAACCUCCCAGAACCUGUGCUGAUCAAUGAAGAUUUUACAAGUCUCUUACACAACGUGACUUACGAAAAAGUGUCUGACACGAGGAUCAUGCCAAUGGGAGAAGGAAGUGUGAAAGUCGUAGCAGGUCCAGGAGCAACCAUAGAGACAGACGACAGCCUCAAGCCUUCCUUGACAACAGAGGGGCAGUCGAAAGUGCAUCUGCCAGCAACAGUGUGGAAGCAGCCCAAGGACACCAAGGACUGGGGAGAUGAAUACAUUUCCAAAGAGCAACCAGAGAGAGGGAAAGACAUGGGCCAAAGCAGAUACAGCUCAGCAGACAACAUUAUAUGUGAACCUUCUUUGGCUGCCAAAAGGCAGAACAUCGCUUUGGAGCUGCUGGAGUCAGAAAGGAAAUAUGUCAUCAACCUUUCCCUAAUCCUGAAGAUCAAGGCCACAUUGCAAGGGCCAGAUGUGAAAAGGAGCACCAAAGAGAGAAGUUUCUUCCCCAACUCUUUGCGGUACCUGGUCCAGCAGCAUGUCGAUUUACUUCACGCUCUGCAGGAGCGAGUCCUGAGCUGGCCACGACAAGGGAUCCUAGGAGACAUCUUCCUGAAGUUAACAAAUGAUGAGAAUAAUUUUCUGGACUACUACGUUGCUUACCUGAGGGACCUGCCAGAAUGCAUCUCUCUGAUCCACGUGGUGAUCUUGAAGGAGGUAGAAGAAGAAAUCAAGUCUGAUCUCUACAUUCUGUUCUUCCAUAUAGUCCAGCGAAUCCCUGAAUACCUUAUUCAUCUACAGAAUGUCCUGAAGUUCACGGAGCAAGAGCAUCCCGACUAUUACCUGCUGCUGGUGUGUGUGCAGCGCCUCCGGGUUUUCAUCUCACACUAUAGCCUUCUCUUCCAAUGCAAUGAAGACCUGCUUAUACAGAAGAGGAAAAAGCUGAAGAACACGACGAUGGAUUUCUCCUCCCUCAGGUCAUCCCUGGUGAAGCUGUACAAAGGUCUCACCUCCCAGUGUACGAGCCAAGAAGUUUCUCCAACACCGAGUGCGACAUCUAUCCGGGACAGCGGGAUCCACUCUGAAGAGACAAUACAGUCGUUCCCACCAGCACCUUCCUCUGGCACAACAACCCCGCACUUGAUGCCCCAGAUGAAGAAACCCCAGCCAACCGUGAUGGAGAACAUCCAGGCUGUAAAGCCCCCUGACUGGGAAAUGGAAAGUAGAAAACAUGAGAGGCCAGAGAACAUCCUUGCAUCCUCUCAGCUCACAGAGCAGGAACUCAAGGCUCUGACAGCUCCCUUACAAUCCAUCCCUGAAAUGGAGUAUGAAGCACCACCAGCUGAUGCGGUGGGAAACACCGAGAGAGCCAUCAGGACCUCUGUGGAGCUGCUGCAGGAUGCGAGGAACUUUGCACCAAGCUACGAAGAGUUUGACUACCCUGGGGAGGUUUUCACCCUGCCAGGCCCCUAUGAAGAUGAUGCCUUCCAAAAUCUCACUCUCUUUGAGAAUUGCUCCCCAGCCUCUUCCGAGUCCAGCUUAGACAUUUGCUUCCUUAGGCCUGUUAACUUCACAUCAGAACCAGAGAGGACAGAUCAUGCCUUACAGCCAUUGCCUAAGAGCUGCACUCCUGUAAGCAGCAGUACUUACAAGCGUGAGAUGUUCCACAGCAAAGGCAAGCAGCUGAGCAGGUCUCUGAAGGAGCUGCCGAGGAGCGCUGAGGGCGUGAGCACCAGACUCUACAGCACACGGAGCAGCAGUGGGAGCCGGCUGCAGCAGAAGCAGGAGAGGAAUGUCCAGCCUCACAUGAUCUCAGCCUCAUCUCGAAGCUCCCAAAGGAGCUACUUCCCCCCACAGAGAGGAGCGGGUGAAAAACAGAGCUUUUUGGAAGAGCUCCAUGCAGAAGACAACACCAGGUUCUGCCAGAAGGAUGACAAUGAGCAAACAUCCUUCAGCGACCACAACCCGCGGCACGAGCCCAAGGGGGGUUUCCGGAGCUCCUUCCGCAAGCUCUUCAAAAAGAAAUAAGCAGCCCC